This is a messenger RNA of Megalops cyprinoides (Indo-Pacific tarpon), 3441 nucleotides long. Its product is annotated as retinal guanylyl cyclase 2-like. Lineage: Eukaryota; Metazoa; Chordata; Actinopteri; Elopiformes; Megalopidae. The record is from RefSeq and is a predicted model, not a curated record. Gene Ontology annotation, biological process: protein phosphorylation; intracellular signal transduction; receptor guanylyl cyclase signaling pathway. Bases 1 to 3441 code for a protein of 1146 amino acids. The transcript has 18 exons. Gene Ontology annotation, molecular function: ATP binding; guanylate cyclase activity; peptide receptor activity.
AUGGGUGUCCAUAAAAAAUGUAGCUCCUUCCUUAACCUCUCCUGCCACCCACAAUGGCAGCCAGAGCUCUCAGAAAAACCUAGAAGACAGAGAGAGGGACAGACGCACAGGGUGGUGGACAAUUCACCAGAAGCUGGUCCCUCCGGUGCUGUGGGGUGCCCAGUGCUGCUUUCUCACAGUGGGUGGCACAGCCGGCUGUGGCUUCUCCUGUUGAUGGCAGCCUAUUUUCCUUGUGAAGCCUGGGGCUCCACCUUCAAGUUGGCCAUUGUGGGGCCCUGGAAGUGUGACCCUCUGUUCUCCAAAGCCCUGCCCGACCUGGCAGCCCGGCUGGCCAUCAGCCGCAUCAACAAGGACCCGUACAUCAGCAAGGGCUACUGGUAUGACUACACGCUGGUCAACGAGGACUGCCAGACCUCACGAGCCUUGGCCCGCUUUGCUGACCUGGAGGGCUACGGGUCGGCUUUCCUGGGCCCGGCCAAUCCGGGGUACUGCUCGUCAGCGGCUCUGCUGGCGAAACACUGGAACAAGGCCAUCCUGUCGUGGUCCUGCCUGAAGCCGGACAUGGACGACGACACGUACCCCAGCUUCCUGCGGCCCCUGCCACUGUCCUCACACGUGCUUUUCGCCGUGCUGAAGUUCUUCCGCUGGGCGCACGUGGCCAUCGUCACCUCGGAGGAGGAGCUGUGGGAGGCCACGGGGCACGAGCUGGCCUCCUCGUUGCGUGCCCUCGGCCUGCCCGUCAGAACCGUGGUCACCAUGGAGACGGACGGGGACGGCACACGCAGGGCCCUGCAGCGGAUCAAAGAGGCGGACCGAGUGAAAGUGGUCGUCAUGUGCAUGCACUCCGUGCUGACUGGGGGAGAGGCCCAACACAAGCUUCUGACCACGGCCCUUGACAUGCGCAUGGUGGACCGAGGCUACAUCUUCAUUCCGUAUGACACGCUGCUGUACUCCCUGCCCUACAAGAACACAGAGUACGCCGCCUUAGCUAACAGCUCAAGGCUACGCCGGGCCUACGACGCGGUGUUAACAGUCACCAUGGACUCCGGGGAGCAGGACUUCUAUGAGGCCUUCAGGGAAGCCCAGAGGAGCAAUGAGAUCCGCACCAACAUCCCACCAGAGCAGGUGUCGCCAUUCUUCGGCACCAUCUACAACAUGAUGUACUACCUGGCCAUGUCAGUGGAGCAGAGCCGUCUGUCCGCAGGCCGCUGGGUCUCGGGCGAGGUGCUGGCCCAGAGCGAGGGGGGCUUCGAGUUCCGCGGGUUCAACCAGCCGCUCUUAGCUGGGAAGAACCGGGAAGGCAUGCAGGGGCGCUACGUCGUCCUGGACACAGACGGGAAGGGGGCGUCACUGACGUCCACGCACGUCCUGGAGGCCGCCCACACUCACACCAAAUUUGGGGGUUUGAAGUACAUGGGCCGUUCCAUACACUUUGCCGCCUUCAGCCCCAGCAGUGACCCCAGCUGUUGGUUCAGCCCGUACAUCGCUUGCAGAGGGGGCAUGGAUGGGGUCACCCUCCUCAUUGUGUUCAUCAUGAUCUGUUUUGUGGGGGCAAAUGCUGUUAUUCUUGUCACCUUCCUCAGCAACAAAAUGAAGGCAAGGAGUGGAUUUGGAGACGAGGAAGAAGAAGGAGGAGGAGGCGGAAGCAAUAAAAUUGUGUUGACUCUGGAUGACCUGGUCUUCAUCAACACACAACUCAGCAGAAGGAAACUGAACGAGGACAGCAUUGUGAGGAGCACGCUGGAUGUGAAGACUCCCCAGCAUUCAGUGUCAGGAAACAGUUAUGCUGGCAGCAACCCUGAAAACUCUAACGUUGCCAUCUUCAAGGGUGACUGGGUGUGGUUGAAGAAAUGCCCAAAAGGAGAAACAAUUCUGGAGGUCACGGAGGACACCCAGGCUGUCUUCACCAAGCUCCGGGACAUGCGUCACGAGAAUGUAAACCUGUUCCUGGGGCUUUUCUUCGACUCUGGGGUCUUCGCCUUGGUGACGGAGCACUGCACCCGUGGCAGCCUGGAGGACCUCAUCAACAACAUGGACAUGCGUCUGGACUGGAUGUUCAAGUCCUCCCUGCUGAUGGACCUCAUCAGGGGAAUGAAGUUCCUCCACAACCGCAACAUCAUCCACGGCCGCCUCAAAUCCCGAAACUGCGUGGUAGAUGGCCGUUUCGUGCUAAAAGUGACAGAGUACGGCUUCAAUGAGAUCCUGAACUCCCAAAACAUCACACUGGAGGAGAGAGGGCCAGAGGACCUGUUUUGGACAGCCCCUGAGUUCCUGAGGGACCCCGAUCUGGGGAGGAAGGGAAGCUUCCUGGGAGACGUCUACAGCUUCUCCAUCAUCGUGCAGGAGGUCAUAUGCCGAAGCACACCCUUCUGCAUGUUGGACAUGCCAGCCAAGGAGAUCAUCGAAAGGGUGCGGUCACCCCCACCACUGUGCCGACCCAAUGUAUCAGUGGAUGAGGCUCCCGCAGAGUGCAUCCAGAUCAUGAAGCAAUGCUGGAGCGAGGAACCAAAAAGGAGACCCAAUUUCGAAGAAAUCUUCAGACAGUUCAAAAGUUUCAAUAAAGGAAGGAAGACGAACAUCAUCGACUCCAUGCUCCGGAUGUUGGAGCAGUAUUCCUCUAACCUGGAGGAUCUGAUCCGAGAGAGGACAGAGGAGCUGGAGGUGGAGAGGCAGAAAACGGACAACCUGCUGGCACAGAUGCUGCCCAAGUCAGUGGCUCAGGCACUGAAGACGGGAAAGCCAGUUCAGCCAGAGCACUUUUCCGGGGUGACCCUCUACUUCAGUGACAUUGUCGGCUUCACCACCAUCUCUGCCCUCAGUGAACCCAUCGAGGUGGUGGACCUGCUCAAUGACCUCUACACACUCUUUGACGCCAUCAUUGGGCAGCAUGAUGUCUACAAGGUUGAGACCAUUGGAGAUGCCUACAUGGUGGCCUCAGGGGUGCCCAAUCGCAAUGGGAAUCGGCAUGCAGCGGAGGUGUCCAACAUGUCCCUGGACAUCCUGCAUUGCAUCGGGGCCUUUCAGAUGAGACACAUGCCUGACCUCAAGGUCAAGAUCCGGAUCGGUCUGCACUCCGGUCCUGUUGUGGCGGGUGUGGUAGGCCUGACAAUGCCUCGGUACUGUCUCUUUGGAGACACUGUCAACACAGCUUCCCGAAUGGAGUCCACAGGACUGUCUUACAGGAUCCAUGUCAACCAGAGCACAGUGGACAUACUGCACAGCUUGAACAUGGGCUACAAGCUGGACGUCAGGGGCAUUACAGAGCUAAAGGGGAAAGGAAGUGAAAACACCUACUGGUUGGUGGGGAGAGAUGGGUUCACUAAACCACUUCCAAUACCACCAGACCUUACACCAGGGGCAAGCAAUCAUGGUAUCAGUCUGGAUGAGAUUCCCGUAGAUCGCAGACAGAAAUUCAUCGAUCGACAGAAGAAGAUGAAAUAA